Drosophila rhopaloa is the source of this 1098-nucleotide messenger RNA. RefSeq names its product probable GDP-L-fucose synthase (gene Gmer). Gene Ontology annotation, biological process: nucleotide-sugar biosynthetic process. The transcript has 4 exons. Bases 80 to 1045 code for a protein of 321 amino acids. NCBI's taxonomy places the organism in Eukaryota, Metazoa, Arthropoda, Insecta, Diptera, Drosophilidae. Gene Ontology annotation, molecular function: GDP-L-fucose synthase activity. The record is from RefSeq and is a predicted model, not a curated record.
UUUAAACUCCUGGUCACACUUGGUGUUAAAGAAGUUAACAAUAAAUAGUUGGUUUAUCCGUGGAAUCGCACAAAACAAAAUGAAAAAAGUGCUGGUCACAGGUGGAACUGGCCUUGUAGGCAAAGCCUUAGAAGCGGUAAUUAAGGAGCAGGCUCCAGCUGAUGAGCAAUGGUACUUUGCCGGCUCGAAAGACGCCGAUUUGACAAAUCUGGCAGCCACGCAGGCACUCUUCGCCCGGGAGAGGCCUUCGCAUGUUAUCCACCUGGCAGCCAUGGUCGGCGGUCUGUUCCACAACAUGAACAAUAACCUAGACUUCCUGCGCAACAACUUGCUCAUUAACGACAAUGUCCUGCAAACGGCGCACGAACAGGGCUGCAGCAAGGUCGUAUCUUGUCUAUCCACCUGUAUUUUUCCGGACAACACCAGCUAUCCAAUAGAUGAGACCAUGGUGCACAAUGGGCCACCGCACCCGUCUAAUUAUGGCUACUCAUAUGCUAAGCGACUGAUAGACGUGCAGAACCACGCCUACCACGACAAAUACGACCGGCUUUACAGCUCCGUGAUUCCGUGCAACAUUUUCGGUCCGCACGACAACUACAAGCCCGAGGUAAGCCAUGUAAUUCCGGGCAUGAUUAAUCGGAUGUACCAGCUGAUAAAGGAGCAGCCAGAAGUGCCAGAGAGCGAAAAAGUAUUCACAGUCUUUGGAAGCGGAAAGCCCCUUCGUCAGUUUGUGUACUCACUGGACUUGGCCGAGCUUAUGAUCUGGGUGCUCCGGGAGUAUGACAGCGUAGAGCCUAUCAUUCUAAGUGUAGAUGAGGCUCAGGAGGUGACCAUCUACGAAGUGGCUAAGGCCAUAGCCAAAGCAUUUAACUUUAAGGGAAAAUUGGUCUGUGAUACGAGUAAGGCGGAUGGACAGUACAAGAAGACAGCGUCCAAUGCCAAGCUUCGCUCUCUCCUUCCUAACUACGCAUUUACUAACUUUGAAACGGCCAUCGAAAAGUCGGUGGAGUGGUACAAAGACAACUACGAUCAGGCCAGAAAGUAAUUUCACAUUGAAGCCCCUACACAAUUGUAAAUAGACAUCGUCUGUACACAGAA